Molecule: messenger RNA, 429 nt
Organism: Striga hermonthica
Lineage: Eukaryota; Viridiplantae; Streptophyta; Magnoliopsida; Lamiales; Orobanchaceae
Source: the annotation of a GenBank genome assembly
AUGCUUAGAGCCACAAACAUUCUCUACCUCACCUCGUUCUUUCUCCUCUUUUCAAGUCUUUUCUAUAGGGGGGAGAGUUGUUUCUUUACUACCAAAGUUAUUGUCAAUUUCGUCAAUUAUCUUCCGCAGAAUGACUCUAAGCCACUAUACGUGUAUUGCGCGUCCAAAGAUGACAAUCUCGGAAAUCACACGUUGGCGGCUUAUGGUGACAGUUGGGGCUUCAACUUUUGUCCAAUCCCUUUUACCACCUUAUUUUACUGCGACCUCAAUUGGGGCGAACUGUUCAUGUCUUUACAUGCUUACGAUGCUAAAUGGAUUUACAAUCCUUGUGAUAUUUAUGCUCAAAAAAUCGAAUGCACGUGGAACGUAGUUGACGCCGGAGCUAACUUACCAGGAGGCGAAUAUCAUCCAUGGGAAGCAUAUCAGUAA